CAGGUAAGACAGGUGAAACUUUUUUUUGCCUCAAAACAUCGCUCCAGAAGGAAGCUCAGAAGGAAACUGAAGUUGCUGUGCACCUCGUAUCAUCCAGAAUUUUCAAACCAUCAAUCCACUAUCUAAACGAUGUCUUCAAACAUCAGUGAAGCCACUUUCCCACCUGUUCCCAAACCUCGUGCACGAUAUAAAUUAAAAAAGGGACUACGAAGCCAUUCGGCCUCCUUUGACAGUGAUUCUGUGUGGUAUGAUUCAGAAACACCAUCAACACAAGUUGUGACCAAUGAGGAGAAUGCUGUGCCGCUCACUGUUCCCUCCACGGAUGUGCCUGAAGAACUGCAUAUCAGUCCAAGCCAGCAGCAGCUCCUACAGAACUCGGACCAGAACUCUGUGAUAAACCCGACCUCACCAACAUGUCCGACUUCCACGGAUGUACCAGGUGAACUGCCUAUUGAUCAAGGUCAGCAACAGCUUCCAGAGAGCUUGAACCAGAGCUCUGUGGCAACUCCGACCACACCGACCUACCCGACCUUACCAACAUGUCCGCCUUCACCUCCACUCAACCCUGUUGGGGUUGCAGAGACUGAACCUACGGCAGCAGUGUCUGACUCCUCCAACGAUGAGGAGGCAGAGGUACCGAUGACCCCGGACUCACUGAAAUCAGAUGAGGAGCUUAUCAGUGGGGAUGCAGGAGAGAUUGACGCCUCCCGAGAACCCACUUACGUAUCCGUCGUUCCUGAUGGCCGGGCCAGCAUAUUUAACUUUGGGAUGAUCGCACAGGCCUCCUUGAAGGGAUCAGAAAAACAAAUAGAAGCCCAGCUUACGAAGCAGAAAACACCACGGGUGGCCACUAUUCGCGUGAGCAGAAAAAAGCAAGGGCGUGCUGGGUUAGCAAAAGACACCCAGCCGGCAGAGGUUCGACACAAAGGGACCGUUGUGUCUCGGUCCAGCUGGCUGGACGUAUGGAAGGGGCGAAAGCAUAACGUGUUAUGGGCAACUCUGGAUGGACAGCUGAUGUCAUUGUGGAAAAAGCGCACAGACAAGUUCACGGAGUAUGUGUUUCACGUGUCGAGCAUCAGCGCUGUCACCAAGCAAGGCAAGGGUCGCUUCUCGAUCCACUUUGGCAAGAAGCACUUUGAAUUCAUGGCACACGACGAAGCUGUGCAGGAGGGCUGGGUCUCCUCUCUCCAUGCCACGCGGGGAACACAGCCUCUGCCCCCACCUGACCAUCACAGCUCUCUGACCAUGAAGGACCCACGCACCAAGGUGUAUGCUGCCAUCUGUGGCCACAACUUGUGGAUCUACAGCAAAAAAGAGGACUUCAACUUGGGGAUAGGCAUGACCUGUGUAUCCAUGAAUGUGGCCUCAGUCAAGCAGACAGGCAGACAUGGUUUCAGCCUCAUCAGCCCAUACAAGACAUUCAACUUCUCCGCAGAUUCAUCUAAGGAGUUGACAACGUGGCUCAACUGCCUGAACCAGGGCAUCAUCAAUGCCCUGUCCUGCAGUGAGGUAGCCCAGCGCCUGUGGGCCAGCCCCUGGAACAAAGUGUGCGGAGACUGUGGCAGUGCCAACCCCGAGUGGGCCUCCAUCAACCUGCUGCUGGUCAUCUGUGAAGACUGCGCUGGCCAGCACAGAGCCUUGGGAGCAAGCAAGUCCAAAGUGCGAAGCCUGAAGCUUGACAGUAAGGUGUGGACAGAAUCCCUAAUAGAGCUCUUUGUAGCACAUGGAAACAAAGCAGCCAAUGAUGUUUGGGGUUACAACAUACCUGCUGCUGAGCAGAUUCUGCCAGACACAACUCCCAGUGAAAGAGAAGCUUUCAUCAAAGCCAAAUACAUCAGAGGCCUUUACCGGAGAUCCCACCCACUGGCCUCCAACAGAGAUCUCCUCGAACAGAGGCUGUGCGAGGUGGUGUGUGGGCCAGAUGUGUCAGAGACGCUGUCGCUUAUCUGCUCCGGGGCACGGGUGCUCUGCAAGACUGUCGACGGGCCUAUCGCGCUGGCAGAGCAGGCCGGGCAAGCCUUACAGGUGGAGCUCCUGAGGCAUAAUGAAUUUUUGGAGGCUCCCAACUAUGACCAGAUAGUGCCUUCCAAGGAUAAUCCAGCGUCUGGAGCAGGCCUGGAGGAGCUGCACGGGAAGCUUCAGGACGAACGGCUCCUCUUCUCCCAGGAGAACGACUCAGCAGCCUGUGACGUCUUGGACCUGAGGGAGGUCAUCGCCGUCUACGACCGAUCCGAGGGGUCAAAGUAUGAGUUUGACAUGUUGACACUGACAGAUAAGCUUGUCUGUAAUGCAAACACGCUGGACAUUCUGCUCAAUCACCUUCUUCACAUCCUAAAGGUGGUGCUCCCGUGCCCGGUGGAGGACGCGGAGGUGAGCGGGAUCUUCGCGGCGUCCAGGGUGUCGGUGCGCGAGGGGGGCGGCCUGCAGCACACGGAGGCCUGGGUCGCCAUCAGAGACGGCGAGGUGCUCUUCUUUCCCACGGAUCCUCAGAAACCCAAAGAGAGGCUCGCGCUGUCCACAGUCCAGCGCCAUGACCAUAACUCCACCGAGCACACAAUCGAGAUGGCUCUCGGGGAGAGGACGGUGUCACUGCGCUUUGAGAAACAGAGUAGCUGCACCAGCUGGUACGCUCUCUUGCAGAGGGCCAUCCUGUCCCCUUCCAGAGAGAGCCAGAGCCAACCCUCGCUCGCUCAGCUCCACACUGUCUGUGACACAGUGCCCCCAGCCGUCGAGAGGUGCAUCUCCCACAUCAAUACACACGGUCUGAAGGUGGAGGGCCUGUACAGGCGCUGUGGCGUUGCCACUAAGACCACUCAGCUGGUGGAGGCUCUGAGCAGCUCUCCCAGCACCGCUGUACUGGGCACGGACGAGCAGGGCGUUCUGGACGCGUGCAGCGCGCUCAAACAGCUGCUCCGCCAGCAGCCCGAUCUCAUCGCCCAGGACAAGAAACCGCAGUGGGUCAAAGCAGCAGCUGGGCCUCAUGAGGCUCUCAGGCUGCAGGGCUACUGUCGGCUGAUGAGGCAGCUUCCCUCGGAGAGCAGGGCCAUGCUGGAGGCUCUGUGUGGACACCUCUACCUGGUUCAGAUGCACAGCCAGGAGAACCGGAUGACGGCCCAGAACCUGGCCCUGGUGUUCGUUCCCACGCUCUUCCAGGAGCUGGCCAUGAGCACAGAUAUGGUGCGACUCACCAGAGAACUCAUCAUCCACCACACCCUCAUCUUCCAGAAGAGCAUGGAGAUGUCUGAAGAGGAUGCCGGGACAGACAAAGUAGACGGAGAACAGGAGGAAAUCAUCACCGUCUUCUGAAAUGUGACGAGCACCUGUCUACCCAGGAGUCACCACAGACGCACUUUGUCUACAACAGUAGGUCAAGAGGACUGCUGAGACUAAUAUUCUCAUUGCAUUUAGGGUUCAAAGCCAUGAAGAUGCUUUAACUCGCACAAGUUCUUUUCGUGCCUGUUAUUGUUUAUUGUUACAGAGAUUCACAGAUACCUCACAUGUAUAAGUCUGAGCCUUAUCUGUAUAUGUAUUUGUCUGUUUGUUGGGUUUGGUUGACAUAUUCCAUAUUGCACUGCUCUUUAAUAAAAAAGACAAUGCUGUCUUACAAUGCUA
This is a messenger RNA of Sardina pilchardus (European sardine), 3612 nucleotides long. RefSeq names its product arf-GAP with Rho-GAP domain, ANK repeat and PH domain-containing protein 1. Gene Ontology annotation, biological process: positive regulation of GTPase activity; regulation of cell shape; signal transduction. NCBI's taxonomy places the organism in Eukaryota, Metazoa, Chordata, Actinopteri, Clupeiformes, Clupeidae. Gene Ontology annotation, molecular function: GTPase activator activity; phosphatidylinositol-3,4,5-trisphosphate binding. The record is from RefSeq and is a predicted model, not a curated record. The coding region runs from base 130 to 3306 and encodes 1058 amino acids. Gene Ontology annotation, cellular component: cytoplasm. The transcript is spliced from 24 exons.